AUGAACCAUUAUAACGGCAGCAACAGGAGUGAUGAAGAGGAAAAGGGUUUGCUAUGGAAGCUUCCAGAGGUGAGGUUGAAGGAGUUUGGGAAGGUGGGUCCUGCUUUCGGCUUUGGUGCUGGUUGUGGCGUUGGUUUUGGUGUCGGCCUCGUUGGAGGUGUUGGGUUUGGUCCUGGAAUUCCUGGUUUACAGUUUGGCUUUGGAUUGGGUGCUGGAUGUGGGGUCGGUUACGGAUUUGGCUAUGGUGUGGGGAGGGGCGUAGCUCAUGAUGAGAAACGGAGAUACUCUAAUGUUGGCAAGAAUUUUCGCGGUCCUGGAAAUCUUCCAACUCAGGAUGAGAUUGGUGGCCUUGUUGAUGAACUGGUCAUCAACACUAAGAAGCUAGUCGAAGCAACUUCAAGAGAAAUUGAGAAGUGGAGAAGAUGA
Messenger RNA from Dovyalis caffra, 426 nucleotides. NCBI's taxonomy places the organism in Eukaryota, Viridiplantae, Streptophyta, Magnoliopsida, Malpighiales, Salicaceae. The record is from the annotation of a GenBank genome assembly.